AUGCCACACGAUGAUGCGGCACCUCCAGAGGGGGUAUCACUAGUUCAAAAUUUCGCGCAGACCGAGAAGCUAGCUUUGAUGGGUUGUGACGCCAAUGCCCGGCACUCCUUGUGGGAAAGCUCGAAAAUCAACGAUAGAGGUGAGUCUCUUUUUGACUUUAUAUUAAGGUGUAAUCUAGAAAUAUGUAAUAAGGGUGGCUGGGAAGAGGUUUUAGAUAUUGCACUUUGCUCGACUUCCCGCUCAUUAGCGAUCAAUGACUGGAGAGUUUCAGCCAGGAACUCCUUCUCUAAUCAUAAAUACAUCAUGUUUGUUAUGGAUAUUCCCAUAGUAGCUAAGCAAUCUCAACGUAAUCCCAGGAAGGCAAACUGGGACAUUUUAAGGUCUUUGCUCAGUAUUAAAGUCAACAUAGCCCCCGCUCCAAUUAACUCGAUUAGGAAAUUGGAGGGUAGGGUCAACUCUUUGACAGAUAAUAUCAUCUCUUCCUUUGAAGCAUCGUGUCCUCGCUCGUAUGCGAAGAAAUGGAGGCCACCAUGGUGGAACGAGAAGCUCUUUUUGCUUCGCAGGAAUGCACGAAGAGCUUUCAGUGAAAGCUAUUGUACCAAGGUUUGGACUCCAUAUAAGGAUGCUCUAAGGGUUUACAAAAAAGCGCUUCGGGAAUCCAGGAAAUUGUCAUGGAAUUCUCAUUGCGAGCAAAUUGAAAGUAUUAAAGAAUCGGCUAGACUAGCCAAAAUGCUAGCAAAUAGUCGCUCUUGUCCCUCCCUCAUUAACAAAGUAGAUGGAAGUCCAGUUAAAUUCUUAACGGAAUCCCUCUCACUAUUAGUAGCUACCCAUUUUCCUGGUUCCUCGGGUGAUACCCAAAGGUAUUACCGUAUCGUUCAGCCAACUCUGACGCGACUAUACAGUCAGUGGUAUCUUCUAGAAUGA
Messenger RNA from Teleopsis dalmanni, 924 nucleotides. RefSeq lists its product as uncharacterized. Bases 1 to 924 code for a protein of 307 amino acids. The transcript has a single exon. Gene Ontology annotation, molecular function: catalytic activity. Lineage: Eukaryota; Metazoa; Arthropoda; Insecta; Diptera; Diopsidae. The record is from RefSeq and is a predicted model, not a curated record.